Molecule: messenger RNA, 1083 nt
Organism: Lactuca sativa (garden lettuce)
Lineage: Eukaryota; Viridiplantae; Streptophyta; Magnoliopsida; Asterales; Asteraceae
Product: GDSL esterase/lipase 6
Molecular function (GO): hydrolase activity, acting on ester bonds
Source: RefSeq, a predicted model, not a curated record
AUGGGAAGAUCACCACAAUUGAUCAUAAUAUUCCUUAGCGUAUUUCUUAUGAUUUCAGCAUCAGCCAAUGAAUUUGUUAAAUCCGUGUUCGUGUUUGGUGACUCCCUUUUUGAUCCAGGUAACAAUCCUUUUGUCAAGAACUGUACUGCUCAAGCAAAUUUUCCACCAUACGGUUCAAAUUUCUUUGGCCAACCCACUGGACGCUUCACCAAUGGUCGAACUGUCGCAGAUUUUAUUGCACAAUUUUUGGGGAUUGAGCUCCAAAAACCAUUCCAAGAGGUAUAUCAAGAGUUCACAAACGGCAGUCGGAAAGAUUUUCCGGCCAAUGGAAUCAACUUCGCCAGCGGUGGAAGUGGAGUUUUGCCGUAUACAAACAAGAAUGUAGGGGUAACACCAAUCCAAGUACAACUACAGCAACUCCAAACCCUAAUUGAUGAAAACCGCUUACACAAAACCCUAAUUUCAAACUCUCUAUUCUUCCUCGAAUCAGGUUCUAAUGACAUUUUUAAUUAUUUCAUGUCACCUCACACAAUAAGUUCAAAAGCAUAUAUAGACAACAUGUUGAAAGAAGUUUCCCACUUCAUUGACAAAAUAUAUGAGGUUGGAGCUCGUAGGAUCGCCAUUUUCUCAGUAGGCCCCAUGGGGUGUAUUCCUGCUAAAGUUCUUCUACCAGAUGCACAUAUUGACCAAUGUUUAGAUAAGAUAAACAACAUUGUGAAAGACUAUAAUAAGGGAUUGGAAGAUAUGGUAAACGAUAUACCUAGAAACUAUCGUGAUGCAAUUAGUGUUUAUGGACUAGUGUAUAACAUUACACAAGAUAUACGUGCUAACCCUGGAUCUUAUGGUUUUGUCAAUGUAUAUAAGGCGUGUUGUGGGGGCGGGCCUCUAAACGGAAUAUUGCAAUGUGGGACCGACGGUUAUGAUAAAUGUUCAAAUCCUGAUGACUUCUUUUUUUGGGAUUAUUUUCAUCCUUCAGAACAUACUUAUAAGCUCAUGUCCGAGUCCCUUUGGAAUGGAGGUAAUAAUCAAAUCAGACCAAUGAAUCUGAAGAGUUUGGCCAAUAUCAACUUGUCAUUAACUUAG